Molecule: messenger RNA, 282 nt
Organism: Rotaria socialis
Lineage: Eukaryota; Metazoa; Rotifera; Eurotatoria; Philodinida; Philodinidae
Source: the annotation of a GenBank genome assembly
AUGCUGCUCGAUAGUAUCUGUAUACCCUCACUCUAUGUGAUUAAAGGUAUUAUUAUAUUGGAUAUUGAUGGAAAUCGACUUUUAUCUAAAUAUUACAGUAAUUCAUAUGUAACUCUAAAAGAGCAAAAAGAUUUUGAAAAAUCUCUCUUUAAUAAAACACAUAAAGGUUCAGGCGACGUUAUUCUUCUUGAUAAUUGGACCAUUGUCUAUCGAAAUAAUGUUGACUUACUAUUCUAUGUUAUGGGAAGCACAAAUGAGAAUGAAGUAUGUAGANCAGCCUAA